Guillardia theta CCMP2712 is the source of this 708-nucleotide messenger RNA. RefSeq lists its product as hypothetical. Gene Ontology annotation, molecular function: manganese ion binding; RNA binding; hydrolase activity. The record is from RefSeq and is a predicted model, not a curated record. Lineage: Eukaryota; Cryptophyceae; Pyrenomonadales; Geminigeraceae. Bases 1 to 708 code for a protein of 235 amino acids. Gene Ontology annotation, cellular component: cytoplasm. Gene Ontology annotation, biological process: deadenylation-dependent decapping of nuclear-transcribed mRNA. The transcript has a single exon.
AUGCAAGAGACGGACAAGGCGAAGAAACUGAGGAUCCUCCGGCAGGUCACAGACUUCCUCUUCCGCAUCGAGAGGGCCCACUGGGAGUAUCUCGACCAGCAUCGCAAGGACAACCCAAGGCUGCCCUCCCUGCGCUUCGCCUCCUUUGCUAAGCACGUCUUCCUGCGCAUCCCCAUGCUCGCACCUCUCUCCAAGAUGGAGGACAUCGGCACGCUCCUCAAGCACUUCAGCCGCGUCAAGGCUGGCACGCGCUCCUGCGGUGCUAUCAUCCUGAACCCUUCCUGCGACAAGUGCGUCCUGGUGCGGGGGUUCAAGUCGUCAGCCUUCGGGUGGCCCAAGGGGAAGGUCGAGCACUGGGAGAGUGACGCUACGUGUGCCAUCAGGGAGGUACAGGAGGAGGUUGGACUUGACAUCUCCUCCCUCCUCAACGAGACCGACUCCAUCUCCCUCAAGCUGCAGCACAAGGACACCAACGGCAUCACUACCAGGAGCGUCCUCCGCCUCUUCAUCAUCCGCCCUGUGUCGGAAGACACGCCUCUGUGCUGCACUACCAAGAACGAGAUCUCGGAGAUCCGAUGGUUUGAUGUCAACCAGCUCCCGUCCGGCUCCUCUCUCGUAGGAAGGAAGGCCGACAACAGCUUCUGGCUCGUCCCUCCUGUUGUGAAGUCCCUUCGGCACUGGCUCAGGGUCAAGGCCCCGCGCGGCUGA